GGGAGGGACACAGCACGGGGCUUCAGGGAGGAGCGCUUGAUCAAAAGCGAGCAGCGCUGGCGUGUCAGUCCAGCCUGCGAGGAGCAGAGAGCAAACAGGGUGCAGCAGCACGGAUCCAGCCUGGCAUCUCCAGUACAGAAGGGAGCAGGAAGGAGACCAGUCCAAGGCAGCUUCAGCGCUCCAGCCUUGUGGGUGGACGGAGCAAACACCUUCCCAUGGCAUCACAGGAGCACGUACACAGCUCAGACUCUGUCACUGACAGUCUAAACUCAGGAGUGGAGGGUGGUUCUGUAUCCAACACUGCUAAAACUUGUCCCAUCCAUGCUCCAGCUGGAGAGGACUCUAAGAGGGGUUUCCAGAAAGGUGUAAGCAGACGCAACGACUAUGUGAAGAUCGCUGUACCAGAGCCCAAAGUCAACCUUCUGCCGUCAGAGUGGUGGAAGACGGUGAUCGCCUUUUUCUACGCCGUUUUUAACUUGGUUUUGACUACAGUCGUCAUCACAGUCGUACAUGAGCGGGUCCCUCCCAAAGAAAGCAGCCCUCCUCUUCCUGAUAAGUUCUUUGACUAUAUUGACAGAGUCAAGUGGGCCUUUACAGUAACAGAGGUCAAUGGGAUGGUACUCGUGAUCAUUUGGUUGAUCCAGUUGUUCUUCUUCAGAUACAAGUCAAUAUUAUUUAGGCGGUUCUUCUUCCUCAUUGGAACCCUGUACCUGUAUCGCUGUGUGACCAUGUACAUCACCACCUUGCCUGUUCCUGGCAUGCACAUGAACUGUGCUCCUAAGCUUGAAGGAGACAUGCAGGCCAAAAUUCAGCGGGUUCUACGGCUGAUUUCAGGUGGAGGCUUGUCUAUCACCAACUCCCAUCUGUUGUGUGGAGACUUCCUCUACAGCGGACACACAGUGAUGCUCACCCUCACUUAUCUAUUCAUCAAAGAAUACUCACCCCCGUCAUUCUGGUGGUAUCACCUGGUGUGCUGGCUGCUGAGUGCUGUGGGCGUGGUCUGCAUCCUGGUGGCACAUGAGCACUACAGUGUAGAUGUGGUUGUGGCCUAUUUCAUCACCUCCCGUCUGUUCUGGUGGUACCACACCAUGGCAAACUUACAGAUUAUAAAGUGCUCACCCAAUAACUACCUCACCAACACCUGGUGGAAUCCGCUGUUUAACUUCUUGGAGAAGAAUGUCCAAACCUCAGUGCCAUGCUCUUACAGUUGGCCCAUCACCUGGCCUUCUGCCUGUCUGAAGAACUCCUGUAAGAAAUACUCGAUGGUGCAGAGCCCACGGGAGGAGUGAUGUGACCGUGAUACUGCAGCGUCGUUGCUUGAAAGUCCUUUAAAUGAUUUUCCUUCAUUGAGUACUGUCUUCUGUGCAAAUACCAAAAUCAUACUGUUGAUGCAUAAAGUCUUUGUAUUUUUGCCACUGUGAUUUAUUUAUAAAAAAUGCUUCACACACAAACAGCUCAUUUGUUUUUGCAGCAUUCUUUCAGGACUGUUGCUGUUACUUGGCAUGCUGAAUAUUUAGAUUAUUUUUAUGUCGAUAUAUUAGUGUACUUCAGCCACAAGGUGCCUUAGUGUUUUAAGAAUCUGUACCAAAGCUGCCAUUACCUGCCUCUGUGUGUUUUCUGUGCUUUAUUAUCUACAUUCAUUUUGUAUUCCUUUUAUCAUCCAAGUCAUUGUGAUGUUAUAUGAAAAAUAAAGAAAGGCAGAGCUUGA
Nothobranchius furzeri (turquoise killifish) is the source of this 1708-nucleotide messenger RNA. RefSeq names its product sphingomyelin synthase 2a (gene sgms2a). Gene Ontology annotation, cellular component: Golgi membrane; plasma membrane; endoplasmic reticulum membrane. Gene Ontology annotation, molecular function: sphingomyelin synthase activity; ceramide cholinephosphotransferase activity. The record is from RefSeq and is a predicted model, not a curated record. Gene Ontology annotation, biological process: sphingomyelin biosynthetic process; ceramide biosynthetic process. Lineage: Eukaryota; Metazoa; Chordata; Actinopteri; Cyprinodontiformes; Nothobranchiidae.